CAGUGCCAGAGCACUGGUCAGGGUUGGAUGCUCCAUAAAACCAUUCCCCUUCAUGGAUCUGAUACCCCACUGUGUCCAUUGUGCCUGUGCCUUGCAGACAGCACCCAGAGCUUAUCAGGAGCCAUGCCAGGCUGAAUUCCAGCUGCCCUGGGAGCAGCUGUGCUGUGGCAGCCCCACGGCCGUGCCCAGCAGCCGGAUCUGGAGAGCGGGAACGGCCCCACGUGCCCAUGGAGCACGGGCCUGGCUGCCAGGUGCCUUUGUGAGAGGGCCCAGCAGGGCAGGGUGACACUGCACAGCCUGGAGAGCAAACAACAGCCCUCUGCAGAUGGCUUUGCCCAAGGUUCUCCUCUGGCCAUGCUGCUGGUGGCCGGAGUCCCUCUAUAAAACCUCUGCCCUCAGACGCCGCGCACACCUCGGAUCCUGUGGGCCAAGAUCCCCCCUGGCCUCCAGCCAUGAGGGUGCUCUGCGUGGUCUUUGCUGUGCUCCUGCUUCUCUCCCUGGCCACCCCAGGGCACGGGCAGCCCAAGGGUUUUUGUGACGGGUACUGCGCCCACGCGUGCGACGAAACUGAGGAGUGGUCCUUCAACCCCUACUGCGAGGAGCUGCACUGCUGCAUCCCCUCUCCCAAAAAGGGGAAAUGACCCUGGAGGAGUCCAGCCCCGCAGCCGUGGAGCUCCCUGCGCUGUGUCCAGGGCGUGGCAGAGACGAUGCUCAGUGCUUUGAAGUAAAGAUGGGCAGAUAAGAUC
Taeniopygia guttata (zebra finch) is the source of this 746-nucleotide messenger RNA. RefSeq names its product small basic protein 1. Lineage: Eukaryota; Metazoa; Chordata; Aves; Passeriformes; Estrildidae. The record is from RefSeq and is a predicted model, not a curated record.